AUGUACAACCAACAGCAGCAGCAGUUCCAGCAACAGCAACAGCUCCAGCAGUUGCAGCAGCAGCAGCAGUUGCAGCAGCAGCAGUUGCAGCAGCAGCAGUUGCUGCAGCUCCAGCAGCUGCUCCAGCAGUCGCCACCACAGGCCCCCAUGCCCAUGGCUGUAGGCAGGGGCCUCCCCCAGCAGCAGCCACAGCAGCAGCUUCUGAAUCUGCAAGGCACCAACUCAGCCUCUUUCCUUAACGGCUCUGCGCUACAGAGAGCUUUGCUUUUACAGCAGUUGCAAGGACUGGACCAGUUUGCAAUGCCACCCGCCACGUAUGACAGUGCCAGCCUCACCAUGCCCACAGCAACAUUGGGUAACCUCCGUGGCUACAAUCUGACAGCCCCGAACCUGGCAGCCCCGAACCUGGCAGCUCCUAGCCUCCCACCCCCUCAGCUAGCCACUCCAAAUCUACAGCAGUUCUUCCCCCAGGCUACUCGUCAGUCCCUGCUGGGCCCUCCCCCUGUUGGGGUCCCUAUGAAUCCCCCCCAGGGCAACUUCUCAGGGCGGGCACCCCAUAGACACUCCCGCACUACUAAUCGAAAGGAUUCUUAUUCUCAGACAAUACCUGUGGAAGACAAGGCAGACCCCCCAGAGGGGUCUGAUGAAGCUGAAGAGCCCAGAACCAACACACCAGAAGGUCAAGAGUCUCCCCAUGACCCAGAUGGCAUCAUUAAGGAGAAACGCACCUCAAUGCCAGAGCCAGAGUCCUGUGAAGGGUUGGAACCACCAACCAAGAGGUUGAAAAGCUCACAGGAGCCCACAGGAGAGAAAGGGUCUCAAGGGCAUCUUCAGGCAAAGGUUCAGCCACAGGUCCGGAUGACAGUACCAAAGCAGACACAGACACCGGAGCUGCUGCUUGAGCCUGCAGAAGUCCGCAUGCCACCACGGUUCCAGCCACGGGUUCUGCAGAUCCAGGCCCAGGUGCAGCCACAGGCUCAGCCACAGGUGCCACAAGCAGUUGCCCCGGUGCAGCCAAAGCUUCAGAGACAGGCACAAACCCAGACCUACCCAGAGCACUUAGUGCCCCAGCAGAAGCAGGUGCAGCCACAGCCGCAGAAGGAGGCUGAGUCGCCAAAGCAGGUGCAACCCCAGGUGCAGCCACAGGCACCAUCACAGCCUCCAAAACAGGCGCGGCAGCAGCUGCUGAAGCAGGCACAGACACAGACAUGUCCACAGGUCCAGGCGCAAGCCCAGCCGCUGGAACAGCCUCCAGAACAGACAACAGAAACACCACUUGAGCAGCGUCCCAUGCAGCUGCCACCGGCACAGACCCAGGGGCAGCCUCAGACCCAGCCACAUGUGUCAGCACCUGAGCAGUCACCGGCUCCAGUUCAUACCACGGUACAGGAAAUGCUGCCUGACAUGGCAGAAGCUAGAGGAGGCCUGGAAACAGUCUCCCAGGGGCUAGUCGAUGCCCUGGUCAGCAUGGAAGAAAGCCAAGAGGAAUCCCCCAGUGACCUGGAUAUGGGAGAAUGUGAAAAAAGUGCUAGAGAGAUGCUCAGGGUAUGGGGUGCUGCAGGCUCCCUGAAGGUCACCAUCCAGCAGAGCAAUGACAGCCGGGCCUUUAGCACUGUCCCCCUGACUCCUGGGCCUCGACUCAGUGACUGCACAUCCAUCACCCCUGUGGCCAGCACACCUUCUAGGCAGACUCUCCAGUUCUUCUGCUGUAUUUGCAAGGCCAACUGCACUAGCCAGCAGGAGUUCCAGGACCACCUGGCAGGGACCCAGCACCAGCAGCGGCUCGGGGAGAUCCAGCACACAAACCAAACCUGCCUCCUGUCCCUGCUGCCUACACCUCAGGACGUUCUGGAGGGAGAGGAGGAAGAACCUCCACCCCAGCGCUGGUGCAACACCUGCCAGGUCUACUACAUGGGUGACCUCAUCCAACACCGCAGGACGCAGGACCACAAGAUCGCCAAACACUCCCUGAGACCAUUCUGCACCGUCUGCAGCCGCUACUUCAAGACCCCCCGCAAGUUUGUAGAGCAUGUGAAGUCCCAGGGGCACAAGGACAAAGCCAAGGAGCUGAAGAUGCUUGAGAAGGACACAGCUGGUCAAGAUGAGGACCAUUUCAUCACAGUCGAUGCUGUGGGCUGCUUCGAGGGUGAUGAAGAGGAGGAAGAUGAUGAUGAAGAAGAGAUUGAGGUUGAUGAAGAGUUCUGCAAGCAGAUGAGGACUAAAGAUCUAUCCAUGGAAGAGUGGAAGGAUUCAGAGACUUACAACUCCAACACUGCAUACGGCGUGGACUUCCUGGUUCCCGUGAUGGGUUAUGUCUGCCGUAUCUGCCACAAGUUCUACCACAGCAACUCGGGGGCACAGACCUCCCACUGCAAGUCCUUGACCCACUUUGAGAACCUGCAGAAAUACAAGAAGGCCAAGAACCCCAGCCCCACCACCCGGCCGGUGAGCCGCCGGUGUGCCAUCAAUGCCCGCAAUGCCUUGAGUGCACUGUUUACCUCUGGAGGCCGCACACCCAUCCAGCCCACCAUCCACAACCCAACCAAAACCUCAAGCAAGGUGACAGCCCAGCCAUCACGGCACCCACCACCCCGGCGCUCUACCCGCCUCAGAUCCUGA
Messenger RNA from Elephantulus edwardii (Cape elephant shrew), 2619 nucleotides. RefSeq names its product CDKN1A interacting zinc finger protein 1 (gene CIZ1). Gene Ontology annotation, cellular component: nucleus. Lineage: Eukaryota; Metazoa; Chordata; Mammalia; Macroscelidea; Macroscelididae. Gene Ontology annotation, molecular function: nucleic acid binding; zinc ion binding. The transcript has 16 exons. The coding region runs from base 1 to 2619 and encodes 872 amino acids. The record is from RefSeq and is a predicted model, not a curated record.